AUGGAGAAGGUCUACAGAGAAAAUGAGGGAAAGCCAGAAAAUGAAAGCAACCUAGACAAGGUGGGAAAGUCAGAAGAUGUGGUGGAUACAGAAGAUGAAGGAAAUUCAGAUGAGGAAGAAAAGCCAGAACAUGAGCAAAAGCUCCAGAACGAGGGACAACCAGAAGAUGAGGGAAAACCAGAAGACGAGGGGAAGCAAGAGAAGCAGGGCAAGUCUGAAGAUGAGGGAAAACCACCUGGUGAGGGCACGAUGGAGUUCCAGGCAAAGCCAGAGAGUGAGCCACGGGCUGCCGAAAAGCGCCCUGCUGAAGAUCAUGUACCCCGGAAAGCCAAAAGGAAAACAGACAGGGGGACGGAGGAUUCCCCCAAGGACAAUGAGGAGGACUUACAGGAAAGGCAUUUGGGUGGUGAGCAGGUGAUGAGAGAGGUGGAAGAGCUAAGGAAAAGACAGAAAAUGGGUGGUUUUCAUAGGAUGCAAAGAGGUAUACAGGAUCCAUUCACCCAAGGGGGCAACGGGGUGUCAGGGGAAUGA
Molecule: messenger RNA, 531 nt
Organism: Sus scrofa (pig)
Lineage: Eukaryota; Metazoa; Chordata; Mammalia; Artiodactyla; Suidae
Gene: TCEAL5
Product: transcription elongation factor A like 5
Source: RefSeq, a predicted model, not a curated record